Messenger RNA from Eurytemora carolleeae, 405 nucleotides. RefSeq names its product neuropeptide-like protein 31. The coding region runs from base 59 to 292 and encodes 77 amino acids. The transcript has 2 exons. The record is from RefSeq and is a predicted model, not a curated record. NCBI's taxonomy places the organism in Eukaryota, Metazoa, Arthropoda, Copepoda, Calanoida, Temoridae.
UACUUCGUUCUUCCACAUCAGUUCUUUACUGUUCUGCAUCUAGCGUACAAACCUCAAGAUGCUGCUUUCUUCAGCUGCUUCCAACAUAUUUGUACUGCUUCUGGUCCUGGUAGCAGCAGUAGAGAGCAGUCCUCAUUUCGGGCUCGGAUAUGGGCUUGGAUAUGGGCUUGGAUAUGGAGGCCUUUACGGCUAUGGAGGCUAUGGAGGAUUAUAUGGAGGCUAUGGACUGGGAUACGGAGGUUUCGGCUAUGGUGGAUUUGGCUACGGCGGCUACGGACUUUUCGGAAAAUAGAAAUAAAUGUAAAUUCGGACAGGAUUUGUGAAACUUAACACGGCAUUUUAUUCUACCAGAUUUAGUCAAACUUUUCUUGUUUAAAAAUCAAUAAAAUUAGUUUAGCAUUUUUA